Phoenix dactylifera (date palm) is the source of this 1278-nucleotide messenger RNA. The record is from RefSeq and is a predicted model, not a curated record. Lineage: Eukaryota; Viridiplantae; Streptophyta; Magnoliopsida; Arecales; Arecaceae.
GAAAAAAAUAAAAGGUAUGAGGCGGACAUAUGGACGGAGGUGGCCAAGUACUUGGACGGGAAGGAUCUGGCGAGGCUGGGGAUGACCAAUCGGUGGUUCCACCGUCUGAUCAUGGAGGACAGCAUCUGGAAGUACGCCUGCCUUCGCGACCUCCAGGUGCCUCCUCCUCGACACGUGUCCUUCACCUGGAAGCAGCUCUACAAAUCCGCCUUUGACGGCAGCCACGCGUACUGCUUCCGUCAACAGGAGAAGCACAUAGGUGAGCAGCCGAUCGGCGGUUUCGUCUUGGAAACGCCGUCUGUGCUGCUGACGGAGAAGCUGGUGCUGCCCAAGAAGCUGCCCAAGCCUGAAGGGAACCCGGAGCGGACCAUCCAGACCUUCGGCACGUGCGUCUUAACUAACGUCAGAACCGGAAUAUGGCUCGCUGGUACCAUAUCCCCCGCCCUGCAUCCUUUCUCAUUUCAAGGACUGCGGAUCCGGACCAUCUGCAGCUGGUCCGAUGCCCCGUCUGCAACCUCAACACCUGCGAAGGUAUGGGACCGAGCCAAGAAACACACCCCCAUCUUGCCUGUGUCCACGAAGGCACCCCCAGGCUUCACGUCCAAUCAUUGUGAUUUGAUCCGCUCUCCUUUUUUUUAUUAUUACUUUUUUUUGCAUGCAGGAACGAUGCAGGUAUUGGACGCGAGGCACGUGGAGCUGUUCCUGGAGGAGGGGUACAGGAACGGGAGCUGGGAGUACGAGGACAUCGGGAUCCACCGGAUCGAGAAGCCCUCCGACACGGCCACCGGGGGAAUCUUCGAAAUCAAAUACCUCACCUCUCCCUGCACCGCCGGUAACCAUCACUCUCAUCUCUACCUCAGUCCUAUCUUUUGUAAUGGUCGCAAUGGAAAACGAGCUGCUGCUGCUGCUGCUGCUGGUGUUGGUGGUGUUAUAGGGGUGUUGGAUGUGAAGUCGUGGAUCGGGCAGCCCAGCGACUGGCAGCCCAAGGCCAGGCUCUGCCUUCACGCUGUCGCCGUCAACACCAACCUCCAGCCAAACGAGGGGCUUCAAGUGAAAUUCCAGGCGAUGAGGAGCAGAGGAGCUGAUGGAGAGGUAGUUUCCAUAAGAAUCUCCCAGCAGCUCAUUUAGCUUCUAGUGUCAUUUUACAGAUAACCGGCGUUCUUAGAUGUAUAUAGGACUAAUUUUUUUAGAUGCAUGGGAUCUCCGCCAAAACUAAAGAAAUUCAUUUGGCGGAAAUUUUGGGGCGAAAGCCACUCCGUAUUACUAUAGUGCAGUACA